AUGGCUCAAAGUAGGCAAAAGAGUUAUGCACAUCGAAAGGUUUGUGAUUUGGAGUUCAUGGUUGGAGAGCGGGAUCUAUUGAAUGUUUUGCCUAUGAAGGGUGUGAUGAGAUUUGGAAAGAAGGGCAAGUUGAGCCCAAGGUAUAUUGGUCUUUUUGAGAUUGUUGAGCGUAUUGGUGAGGUGGCAUAUGAGUUGUCUUUGCCACCUGUGUUACUUGAUCAGAAUCUGAAUUUUGAGGAGGAGCCGGUAACCAUUUUGGAUAGGCAAAUUCGAAAGUGGAGGUCGAAAGAGAUUGCUUCACUAAAGGUUCAAUGGAAGCAUCGUCCAGUGGAGGAGGCUACAUGGGAGACCGAGUCAGACAUGAGGAGUAGAUAUCCUCAGCUUUUUGAGCGUUCAGCUGUGUUCUAUUCUUUUACAGUUCGAGGAUGA
Messenger RNA from Solanum tuberosum (potato), 429 nucleotides. RefSeq lists its product as uncharacterized. NCBI's taxonomy places the organism in Eukaryota, Viridiplantae, Streptophyta, Magnoliopsida, Solanales, Solanaceae. The record is from RefSeq and is a predicted model, not a curated record. The transcript has 2 exons. Bases 1 to 429 code for a protein of 142 amino acids.